Messenger RNA from Helianthus annuus (common sunflower), 939 nucleotides. RefSeq names its product CENP-B homolog protein 2-like. The transcript is spliced from 2 exons. Gene Ontology annotation, molecular function: nucleic acid binding. The annotation marks the transcript as partial. The record is from RefSeq and is a predicted model, not a curated record. Lineage: Eukaryota; Viridiplantae; Streptophyta; Magnoliopsida; Asterales; Asteraceae.
AUGACAGACGAGAUUCGAAGAGCAUUAUGCAAGCACAACAAGGAUAACCCAAGUCUCACUCAAAAGCAAUUGCAAGAAUGGGUUCAUAGUAACUACGGUUUGCAGGUGAGUCAAGCGACAAUAUCGAAUACAGUUAAGCGGUCUUUAGAGUAUCUCUCACUUGCUCCCGAAAGAGGCGAUGUUAAGCGACACAAACCGGCAAAAUUUCCUGACCUAGAAAAAUCUCUCUAUGAAUGGAUUCUUCAAUAUCAAGAACAUGUGAAUAUGACAGUUCAAAGCAAGAUACGAAAUGUUGAAUUAUUUUUUUUGCCACCAAACACAACUUCAAAAAUUCAACCUUGUGACGCGGGGAUCAUACGAGCUUUUAAGAUGCAUUAUCGCCGUCGAUUUUAUAGAAGUCUUUUGGAGGGUUAUGAAUUAGGGGUUCCAAAUCCAGCAAAAAUAAAUGUAUUAGAUGCAAUGAAUCUUGCAAUUUCAGCAUGGACUAUGGAUGUUCGUGCAAAUACAAUUGCGAACUGCUUUCGUCAUUGUAAACUUCGAUCAACAGAUAACAUGACUUUUGAGAACUCGGAUGAAGGUGGUGAAAGCACUCAAGAACUCCAGAAUUUGAUCAAAGAGUUGGGUUAUCGCAAUGCAAUGGAUGUCGAAGAUGUUCUGACUCACCCAGAAGAAAAUGUUGUUGCACAGUUGUUGACUGAUGAAGAAAUUAUUGAAAGCGUUAUUGGAAUUAAUAAAGAUUAUAUCAAUGAAGAAAAUGAUGAAAGUUCUACAAUAGAGCCCCCUUCGCGAAACGAAGCUAUUAAAGCGGCAAUCACAUUGAACAAUUUCUUGUUGAGCUAUGAGAAAACAACACCAGAAGUUCUUACCAUGCUAAGGAAAAUUAGAGACGAGAUUCAAUGGGAAAUUGAUUUCAACAAAAAACAAAAGACAAUUGAGUCA